GGCGGGUGGAUGAAUGGGCGUUAUACGAGCGGCACAUGAAGGCAGCAGGAGUCAACGUGGUGAAACCCUGACACCCAAUAGGUUGAACCGGGCUGGUCACCUGACCCAUACUCUGAAUCACGUGACCCAUAUUCCAUCCACGCCAUUUUGCAAUGUGGGACAGAGGGAGGCCACUUUUUUAUUGCUAACGAAUAAGUAGUUUUAUGCGCUGAGGACAAAGAGCGUCGCGUGUUUCUGUGUCAGUGAGUAUACCUUCGUUAAAAGGUCAUGGAGGAGAUCAGCAGUGUGGCUGUUCUCAACAUACACUCCUCUACUUCUUCCUCCUCCUCUUCUGAUCCGUCAGCGCUGGAAUCCCCUGCUCAAAGCCAAACCCAGCCGGUCGUCAAGGAAGAAACCUCUCAGAUUUUUCAACACAAGCAAGCCCCCAAUUCUCUGAUCCGAGUCAUUGAGAAGCUCAGCAAAAUAGUGGAGAAGCGUCCCCAGCGUAUCUGCAUCUCGGCGGCACAGAAAAGAGUGUUGCAACAGGCCUCUUCUGCACGAGGAGGAGGAGGUGAUGACGGGGCGAAGGGGAGCAGAGGAAGCUCUCCCAUUAAGAAAAUAAAGAGGAACUUCAAGGUGGUGAGAACAGAUGGCAGCACAGCUGACCGGGCUCUUUCUCCACCUGUGUCAGGCGACAGUAACAAUAACAAUGUCACCUCCACUGUAACAGAGAUAUGUGACAACUCCAACAGCAGCAACCAAAAGUGGGCGGUAACAUGCUAUCAGUGCAGCCUGUGUCCAUUUCUCUCCCAAACACUGCCUCUGCUCAAAGAGCACCUGAAGCAGCACAAUGAGCAGAACUGUGAUGUUAUCCUCAUGUGUUCCGAGUGUCGCUUUACCUCAAGAGACCAGGGGCAGCUUGAGGCCCAUGUCAGGCUGCACUUCGACAAUGGAGGAAACCUGAAGAGGGAUUACCCUCCGUCGGAUACCUAUAGCGAUGGGAAGGAAGAUGUUUUAAGAAACCAGGAUGGGGACUGGACUGGGAGCAGUGGCAGUACGGGAACCAAGGUCAUCAAAAGUUCAGCGGACAGUUCCAAGGAGCUGCCACAGAAGAAGAAAUGGUACAGCUAUGAGGAGUAUGGAUUGUACCGCUGCCUAAUCUGCAGCUACGUGUGCAGCCAGCAGCGAAUGCUAAAGACCCAUGCCUGGAAGCAUGCUGGUCUCGUCGACUGCUCUUACCCUAUCUUCGAGGAUGACAACGGGUCUCCUGCAAUAAGAGAGUUCAAGGCUGCAGCUAACCCUGCCACGACCAGAGAGGAAAUAGUAGUUUUUUCCCCAGCUCUUCAAGAUAAAGGCCUGCAAAAGCUCCCCACUGGCUUCAAGCUCCAGCUCUGUCUGGGUGUCGACAGUAAACAGGAUCUGUUAAAUCAACCUGAUUCUGAUGUUGAUGAAAGUCCAGACACGGCAGAGGAAGAGGGGGAACAUGUGUACCCUAUCAAAGACCUGACCUCCGAGGAGCCCCUGGUGGAAGUGCAGGAGAUGACGGUGGCGGAGACUGAGGUUGAAAUAGAUGGUCACCAUGAUAGUGGCUCUAUCACAGACAGCUUACUGUCGUCAGCCCAGAAGAUUAUCAACAGCAGUCCCAACAGUGCCGGCCGGAUCAACGUGAUUGUAGAACGUCUUCCCUCGGCUGAGGAUUCAGUCAUGGCCACUAACCCACUUCUUCUUAGCCCAGAUGUGGACAGGGACAAGAGCUUACAGGAUGUGGAGGAGCAAGAGCGUGACCACAUUGGAGCUGUGAAGGAGGAGGAGGAGGAGGUCCUUGGCUGGAGUGCAGACUCUGCCGACAGCCCGGCAUUAAGUGCUGAUAUAAAAUCCUCAGUUACCAUAAGUAGCAACUCUCCACGGGAUGAAAACGUUCCCCCAGCUAUUCGCAAGAGGACACAUUCUGAGUCCCUCCGCCUGCACUCCCUUGCUGCUGAGGCCCUGGUAGCGAUGCCUAUGAGGACCCAUGAGCUCUCCACCUCCAGCCUCAAAGCACCAGACGUGGAAACGACGGCAGCUCUAUUGGACUUAAACCUUCAUAGGGAGGACAGUGAGGAAGAAGAGUUGGGGCCCCUGGGACUCAGGGAGGGAGACGAGGAGGGGCCUACCACUAAAGCUGGCAUUAGCCUGUCGCUGCUCACUGUCAUUGAAAGACUCAGAGAGCGCUCGGACCAGAAUGCCUCUGAUGAAGAUAUCUUAAAAGAGCUUCAGGACAACGCACAGUUCCAAAACGGGGCCGUGGCCGGUGUGGUCACAGGCAGCGGAGCUGGGAGUUACACGUCUGCCAUUCCAAAAAUGGAUGCGUCGGUGGCUUCUCCUGAUGGUGGUCUGGUGGACUACAUCCCCGGCAGUGAAAGGCCAUACAGAUGCCGCUUGUGCCGCUACAGUAGCAGCAACAAGGGCUACAUCAAACACCACCUGCGGGUUCACAGGCAGAGGCAGCCAUAUCAGUGUCCCAUCUGUGAUCACAUCGCCACAGACAGCAUGGACCUGGAGAGCCAUAUGAUCCACCACUGCAAGACCAGGAUGUACCGGUGCAAGCAGUGCCCAGAUGCCUUCCACUAUAAGAGUCAGUUAAGAAACCAUGAAAGAGAGCACCACAGCUUCAGCAGCGACCUGGCAGCCUUCACAGCCGUCACUGAAGCUGCAGCCGCAGUGGAGGAAGCUGAGCGAGAAACAGACCAUGAUUGUGCAAAGCAGAAGAUGUACAAAUGUGAUGUGUGCGACUACACCAGCUCCACAUAUGUCGGGGUGAGAAACCACAGACGGAUUCAUAACUCUGACAAGCCUUAUCGGUGCUGUAGCUGUGACUUUGCCACUACCAACAUGAACAGUUUAAAGAGCCACAUGAGGAGGCACCCUCAGGAGCACCAAGCUGUGCAGCUUCUGGAGCAGUACAGGUGCUCUCUGUGUGGCUAUGUGUGCAGUCACCCUCCUUCACUCAAGUCUCACAUGUGGAAGCACGCCGGAGACCAGAACUACAACUACGAGCAAGUCAACCAAGCCAUUAAUGAGGCCAUCUCCCAGAGCAGCCGAACUCCUCAGAAGUUGUCUGCAGUUCCGGAAUCAGUGGCGGACCAUCCCUCAAAGGACAGAGUUAAGGCCCCUGUGGAACAGAUAACACCCACAGUGACAACAACAGCAGUUGAUCCAGCCGCAGACAGCUCGACUGGCCUCGACACAUCCGCCACAGACCCCUCACAGUGGUCAGCUGAAUCCCCAAGUCCCCCUGAUAGUGACCCUGCACAGAUCCACUCUCAGUCCCAGAGCCAACCUGUCGGCAAGACCCCCGUUCCGGGCCCCAGCAUGGAGUACUGCGUGCUCUUAUUCUGUUGCUGCAUCUGUGGCUAUGAGUCCACCAGUAAAGAGCGGCUGAUGGAGCACAUGAAGGAGCACGAGGGAGACAUCAUCAGCAUCAUCCUCAACAAGGAGCAGCAGCAGCAGCAGCAAGCUGAAGUACAACCAAGCCUCCAGACAGCAGAGUGAGACCUGUCCUUCUCUACUUUUCUCUAUAUCAACCCUGACCCUGCGCUCUUAGAAGUAUCUGCCUCAUACAGAACUGUUUCAUCAUAUUUCUUUACCUCAAGGUGGCUGUGGGUUGGAGGUUUAACCGUUUCCUGUCUACCACACCCUGGUAGUUUACUGCCAUUUCUCAGCAUGUAGGUUGGUGACAAAGGCUACAUCCAUGCUACUGCAUUUUCAUUAUACACCUGGUGUCCACACUACUCCAGAGUUUCAGAGCAACUAUAACAGAGAUGUUUGGAGAAGUGUUUGAGUCUGGACAGACAGUAACAGAGAUGUUUCAAAACUUGAAGAAAACAAAAUGGAAACUUAUUUCAGUUUUGUUUUUUUCAAACUAAAACGUAGUAGUAUGGAUGUAGCCAAUGGACUGAAGUAGCUUUGGUCCAAUACACACACCUUGAACAGGUGUGGAGAAAUAUGAUGAAAAGGUUUUCUCUGUGGCAUAUCCUUUUAAAAGGAAUGUUAAAUAAAACAUAGAACAACGCUUAUAAGCCGUUAAUAUUUGUAUCAAAUAAUUUGACAUGAGAGACACAAAAUAGGUCUUUAGGGAAGCAACUUUGAUUUCAAGGGACAAACCCGAGCUUUAGCCCAAGUUUUUUUCACUAUACAGGGACAAGUUCAUACCUCACAAAACCACACAAUCCCUCAGCAGGAAUGGAGAAAAGAGAAUAUGAAAUUUUUUCCAGUCUAAUUCAUAUAUUGACUACAAGGCAGCUCUUUUAUUGCUAAUGUAAUAUUUAAUGUAUUUAAUUCGACACAGCCGUGGCUCUUUAUAGGAGGUACAUGUGCAAACUCACCAAUGCCUAAGGGCACACAUCACAGCUUGAAAAUGAUAUAAUAUCAGGUUUUUAUGCACGUUAGUUUCCGUUCUGCCCAUUUCAAGAGGCAAAUGUUUCUUAUUUGUUAUUUGCAUUAUACAUAUUUUUGUAUGAGUGACUGUAAUUUUACUGUGGGAUUGUUUAUAAAGUAGCGUCUUUAGAGGGGAAUGUAAUUGCUCUCAGUGGUGAUGUCGAGGAUGAUCUAGUGCAAAGUAGAAACAGGUGGAGGAUGAGCAAAGUCUUCUGGCCGCAGAUGUUUGGUUUUGAUUAAAAGGAAUGAUUUAAAAGGGAAGUUAGCACAGGUGGGUGUUUGGUGCAUAGACACUUGAGAGCAAGAAUAUGUGGUAUUGAAUCAAACCCACCUUUUUCACUUACGAUUGCGGUGCUAUGCACACUAUAACAUUUAGUCAGGGUCUUUUUCAUGGCCCUUGACAUUUAAGGUGUAUAUAACAUUUGUAUUAUAAUAUUUUUUGUCAGUGUUUUAAAAAAUAUAUCAACUUUUACACAUACAACUUUUUAGUGGCCAAAGUACACAAUAAUACGUGGAUUUGAAAAUCCCAUGCGACUGAAUACAUUAUCUGUGAUAUAACGACUCUCGGCUCAGCACAGUGUCAUGAUGAUAAAACCUCGACCAAUGUAGGCUUCGUAUUUUCUAUGAUGAUCUGAAUGUCUUCGAUACAAAACAAGGCAACCAAUGGCUUCUCUAUGAAAGGAUACAAAUUUAACUGAUCACCCAGAAGCAUAUGACAAAUAUUAUUCUGAAUAUUAUGAAAAUUAUGUCUUAAUUUGAAAAGAAAAAGGUAAUAAUAUGAGGGGGGGAAACCCUAGCUUACCAAAGUUCAUUGUUUGUUGAGAAACAACAAACAAUGACAUGUUGUAUGAAAUCCUUUUGAGUGUCACACACAUAUAAUUUUAACUACAGCCUCACAGUCAACCAUUACUACACAUUUCCUCUUCCACAAAAAAGGCAUUUUCUUUUCACAGUCUCUAUUUCUUCCAAGUCCUGAUUCUUAGGACAAUAUGGUGCUGAUAAGCCAAAAUAUGGAGUAUGCUGUAAUUUAAGAAACCUAAAGUAAAGUAUAAAUUAACAAUGUGUUCCACAUUCCUCAUUUUAACACAUGCGACAGGCAUCAGCCUGAUAUUCUCCCUCGAAAAUGACAUGCAACUUAAAAUAAUGACUUUACUUUUCUUGUACAUUUAAGACUGUAUUCUUGUAAUAUUCAACUUAAAUCUAGUAAAUUUUCAACCUUUUCCUUGUAGUUUUAAGACUUUAUUCUCAUUAUCUCUUUAUUCUCAGAUUAUUUUUUUUUCACCUUAAGUGGCCCUAAUGCUUGUCGUACAAACGUGUUCCCCAAAAUAUGUCUCCCACUUUAAUGUUGAUUCAUGUCAAACUCACUGUGCCAUUCAUCCAGGAUGUAAAGUUAAAAAAUAGAUGUUUUCAUGUGGAUAACCAAGUAGCCUUACAAAAGAAUAAUUCUGUGGCCCAAAAACCCACCAGUUCUGUGUCCACAGCGCACCAUGUCACAUUAGGAGGACCAGUUUGUAGGAUUUAGGGGCAUUGUGUUUUCAUCAGGGAAUAAUCACCUGAAACUAAGAUUUGAUGUGUUUACUUAAGCUUCAAAUGAGAUUUUAUUUCCACACUCCGAGUGGAUCCUCUUCCACUGAGGUUUCUACACGAGCCCAGAAUGGACAAACCAUAGAAGGGGCGGGGUAUUCAGUCUGCAUCCUCACCUCUGCUGCUAAACCCUACGCACUUGUCCUGCAAUUCAUCAGUUUGCCACCCCCUCCUUCCAUCCACACAGACAGAGGCUGUUGAAAUUAAGAUAAAAUGGAAUAUACAUAAUUCAUGCCCAUCCCCCAAUCCACCCCACUUCGCCUUACAUAACGCAAAAGUGUGUGUGUGUGUGCGUGUGUGGGUAUACGUGCGUGUACAUGUGUGUGUGAAGCGUAAAGGGAGAAACUAAAUUAAAUCUGUAUCUCAAAGCCCUUAUACCUGGCCUGGACGUCUCAUUAUCAUACCGGAUAAUUAUUGUCUGGCUUUUAAUUUGUCUGAAUCAAAGGAGACAGUGACGUGUCUGUAUGAAGAAAAAAAAUUCAAUCUAAGUGAGGCUUCAGUGUCCCUCCCGUCUGAUUAACUUGACAUUCAUUUUAAUGAGCAGUGAACAUUAAAGACGAGUCCAACCGCAGCCACACAGAGACGCCCCCCCGCCCACCGCUCUCCUCUCUGUUGUAAGGACGCUGCCAUGAAUCUGACAGCUCCUGAUAAUUCACCUCAAAAAUUUGUGGAAAUAAACAACGUGGCUAUUGAUUCUUGUUCACCAGGAACUUUAUAUUCAUUCUUUUGGCACAAAAUUCUUUGAGCUAAUAAAACUUUUGUGACCCACUUCAUUUCUGAGUAGUGCUGCCACUUUAUCAGAAAAAAAGUUUAAAUAUAUAGUGUAUUAACACGUCAUUCUGUCAGAUACAGCAGUUUACAUACACAUACAUUCUAAACAUCAGUCCUUGUAGAAUUUAUGUUCUGUUCAUUCUCGGUGCCUCCACUGUCUCCCUGACAUUACUGUAAGGCUCUUCCAUUAAACCAAGUCAACAAUCUGAAAGCCUCCACUUCUCCGAUGAUCUGCUGUCAUAAUUGUCUUGUGCAGCAUGGCUCACUAGUUCAAUACUUACUGCGUCAACAUAAUAAACUAGAAUAGCACUCAGUAGAGCGCAUCAGCCCAGUAGUCUCCUAUGAAACCCGAGUUUUAUUUGGAUCUGCACCAAAUUUCAGAACUCCUAGAUAUCACUCCCCUAAACAUGUCUUAUUUUUUUAUCACAAUCCAAGAAUUACUGCCUGGCAAAUUGGUGAAAAAGUCAUGUCUCACAAUGUUUAAGAAAUCGCUCCUUUGUUUACUUCUACUUUUACUUUUGGUACAAAUGAAGUGGUUUUGAUCAUCUUUCUUAACUGUUAAGUUUGUUCAUAACUUAUCUAAUUGUUUUUCGUUCUCAUGUUGAACUGAGUUGAAUGAAAGUUUUUCAAGCCAUGCAGUUCGUAAGUUUAAGUAAGCAAGUAAGUAAACUCCUUAUAGCAGUUAAACAGGGCUGAGAAUGGUUUUGUUUUGUUUUGUUGUUAUUGUCAACAGAUCCUAUCAAAGGACCAAAACCAAGCCUAUAAUGUCUAACAACUGGCCAAAACCCAUAUGAAGUUUAAUUUUGAAACAAAGUUAAACAUUUCUGAGGUUUAGCAAGUCUGCUGUAAACUGUGCAUACAUGGACUGUACUUUGAGCACUGAUGAGUAUUACCAGCUGCAGGAUGCUGUAUGUGAGAUUGACUCAAAGCAAACUGCAGUGCAGAUGUGUGUCAUGAUGCAGAGGAAGGUCUCCAAAAGCACAGCAGCAUUCAUUGAUGUUUUUCUUUUUUGCUUUAUUUGACUGUAUAGAAAGAGACAGGAAAAAUAGGGAGAGAGGAGUAUGACGUGUAACAAGAGUCCCCUGGCUACUGAGACGUCCUCACUGAUGGGCUCCUAAAUUGUGAUUUGUGAAUCUGGGCUUUGAUCGAUGCUUGGCACAGACCAAAGAGAUGUAUCAGGCAAAUAUUACUUGUCUGUUGGAACAAUUCCUUGUGGGUCUUGACAAACCCUAAUAAUACGAGACUUAUCCUUAAAAUUUGAUAUUCAAUUGGAGACAAAACUCACUGUACUUUAGUCACAAAAAUGUAAGUAUAUACGUGUGUGUAUAUAUAUAUAUAUAUAUAUAUAUAUAUAUAUAUAUAUAUA
This is a messenger RNA of Pleuronectes platessa (European plaice), 8116 nucleotides long. RefSeq names its product zinc finger protein 507 (gene znf507). The record is from RefSeq and is a predicted model, not a curated record. Gene Ontology annotation, cellular component: nucleus. Bases 268 to 3510 code for a protein of 1080 amino acids. The transcript has 7 exons. Gene Ontology annotation, biological process: regulation of gene expression. Lineage: Eukaryota; Metazoa; Chordata; Actinopteri; Pleuronectiformes; Pleuronectidae.